Messenger RNA from Iphiclides podalirius (scarce swallowtail), 381 nucleotides. NCBI's taxonomy places the organism in Eukaryota, Metazoa, Arthropoda, Insecta, Lepidoptera, Papilionidae. The record is from the annotation of a GenBank genome assembly.
AUGAUACGUCGUGAGAAGCGCGUCGAUGGGCGUCAUAGGUUUUUUGUGCAGUUGUUAGUAGCGGGAAAUCCAGGUGCGCGCGAUGAAAUGACGCCGGAGGAAGAACGUUUCCCGGGAAAGCGGAUCGGUUUGUGCGGGCGUCGGUGCAAUUUGCGUGGAGUAGUGGCAGCGCCGCCCUCGCCCCGCGGCGGUGACGAGGCAGCCCGUUACAUUUGCAUCGCGGUACGGAAUAACAUCGUUGCAAAUUUAGCUCUAACAGGUGAAACGGCCAUAGUUGAAAUACUGCGCUCGAGAUACGGACCGCUAGUCCCGCUAUCCAUCAUCCAGAAACCCCGGGGUCAGCAAGCCAGCGACGGGAUCGCCGAUAGAUGCCUAAGUCAC